Cryptomeria japonica (Japanese cedar) is the source of this 1232-nucleotide messenger RNA. RefSeq lists its product as uncharacterized. Gene Ontology annotation, biological process: response to metal ion. Lineage: Eukaryota; Viridiplantae; Streptophyta; Pinopsida; Cupressales; Cupressaceae. The transcript has 6 exons. Gene Ontology annotation, molecular function: copper ion binding. Bases 327 to 653 code for a protein of 108 amino acids. The record is from RefSeq and is a predicted model, not a curated record.
AUAUUCUUUUAUUUCAAAUAUUUAACAAUAUUAAAUAUAAAUACGAAAUCAUAAAACUGGAGUCUUGGGACCGUCCACCCUUGAGAAUAUCUAGUUACAUUUGGCUAGCCCAAGCAGACAUAUAAAUUGCAGAUAAUCGUGGCUUGUAUUAGUCAUUAUGUGGAAUUUCUCUCGUGUGCGCAUGGAGACAACAAUUGUGGGUGUAGCAUUAGUGCUGUUAUUCUUAAAUUUCCUCCAUCCUUUAGUUGGUGUACCUAAGCAUUUUCACUCAUUUAGUUUUUGGGCUCCAACAUCUUCAACAAAUGUUGAUAAGAUGAUUGUUGUCUAUGUUACUACACCAACUAAAGAAAUUGGAAAGGACAUGGCGAAUAGUAUUAUAUCAAGUAGGCUUGCAGCAUGUGUCAAUCAGGUUUCUGGUUGGUAUUGAUUUGAAAUGUGUUGAAUCAACGUAUUGGUGGAAUGGAAAGGUGGUGGUUGACACUGAAGUUCUUCUUAUAAUCAAGACACGAGACUCUUUGUUCAACACCCUUACAAAGCAUGUUAAAGCUCUCCAUCCGUACAAGGUUCCAGAAAUAAUCGCAGUUCCAAUAACAGAAGGAAGUGAAGAUUAUAUGCAAUGGAUGAAAGAAAAUACCGCUGUUCUAAAUGGAUAGUGUGCGGUAACUAGACCAUUGUAUUGAUCGAGCAUAUUUAAUGUCAUUAAAAGAUUCCCUUGGUAUGUCAAAUCAUGUUGUUAGCAGGACAUAGCAUUGUACACAAAUAACAAAGAGUCCUAGUAUAUUUCAAAACAGCACUCUUCAUAUUUACAGUUUUUUUUUUUUAAUUAACUCUUUUUGGGCUCAAAUUAACAUAUUUUAUUCUUACCUAAUGGUGGAUAUUAAAAUGCUUGUGGAAGUCUAUGAAAUUUCUUUUCAUCAUAUGAUAAUAUUUUGCCCAUCAUAAAACAAAAUAGGGGGGAUGUCUGCUGAUCAAACAAAAGUGUUUGUCAUUGUGUUUGCAAAUAUGCAAAGAUCUCAUGUGUAGUAAAUGGCAGCUAGAGAUCUUUCCCUGAUGAUGGGUUACAAAUAUUGGUUCACAAUGUCAAUAAUUCUCCUUUCCUAAGCAGAUUCUCCUGAAAUCAUUUUGACAAUUAGAAAGAACAUUGGUUUUCCCGUGGAAGGAUAGUCAUCUUUUUCCUAGCUGUAUUUUUUUGGAUAUUAAAUGAUAUCUGAUCAUUUUAAGAUUCUUAUUUA